UGUUAGUGCGGAAAAACUUGGAAGUGGCGAAGGAGGCCGUGAAUUUUCCCGAAGCUCUUCUUUUCGUCCACGCCGCGUUUUUACAGGCCUGUGAUGUGAGUGACCGUGUGUGUGAAUGUGUCCGUGAGUGUCUCCCGUGUUUGUCCGUGAUGUUUCCCAGUGAAUCUUGACGUGAGUUUGCCCGUUUGGCGGUGUUUUUAGAGGGGGGGGUGCCCCCCAAUGGUGUGUUCCGAGGUUCUUCUGCCGCCGACGAAAGACGGAUUUUCCCCCGUAGACAUAGGUGGAUGUGUAAGUGCGGUAAUCCUGGACGACAUAGGUGAAUGAGUGAGUGAGCGAGUAAGUGAGCGAGCGGUAUACCAUCCUCCAUCCUAUUGCCGUGCUCGUGGACCAUUUUGUAGGCAUGUGAUAUCAUAUAUGAGUGCGUGUGUAUGUGCCUAAAGAAGAGUCGGGGAGCCUUGGGUUUGGUGGGCUUGGUGGGUUUAGUGGGUGCCCGUGUGUGUGUGCAUGUGGAUUGGGCAGGGAUGAUGUUGAUUUGACUCUGAGCCGCCAUCUCGGGUAGACAGACCUCCGUUCGCUCCAUAUUGGGAAAGGCGGUUUUUGGACAUAGUUCUUGACACUCACCACUCACUCGGGCCCGAUUUCAGCCUUCCAACAUGACUUGAACGCCAGUGGAACGGGAAUUAUUAUUCGAAACGUGACGAUUCGAUUGGGACAGUCAUCCCGAAUCGAAAAGCCUUCAUCACCGCCCAAGGCCGCCCCGCCCCACCCCACCCAUACCCAGGCUAUUGAUUUGUUGUCCACUGAGGUCUGCCUGUUGGUUGGGAUCAGCGUGUGCCUUUGAGCCACCGCUCGAAUAUGAUGCAGAGUGCCAACAAUGGCCAUCAUGGGACCCAUCCCUCGGCCUCAUCUCACUACCCGCCCCAUUUGGACCCGCGUUACAUGGAUUACGCCAACAUGGCCCACCAUCACUCCAGUGUGGUGGAUCCUCAUCUGCACUACCUUCCUCCCUCGGCUUUGCCCCAAAGUCAUCUGGGCUCGGGAUUGAAACGCAAUGCCGACUCGGCUGGCUUGGACAUGAUGAGUGGCACGCCCUCCUCUGCCGGAGGCAUGUCCUCCGACGAGGAUAGUGACGUCAAACCGCCACUAGGCGAGCGAACUGCCGGGACUGGUCGAGGCAAAAGUACGGGGCCCGAUCCAGCAACCGGCAAGAAGACCAAAGGCCGAGUGAAAAUCAAAAUGGAGUUCAUCGACAACAAACUCCGACGUUAUACGACCUUCUCCAAGAGAAAAACGGGCAUCAUGAAGAAGGCCUACGAAUUGUCAACCCUCACGGGGACUCAGGUGAUGUUGCUGGUGGCGUCUGAAACGGGUCACGUGUACACGUUCGCCACCCGCAAACUCCAGCCUAUGAUCACGUCAGAUGCCGGCAAGGCUCUGAUCCAGACCUGCCUCAAUUCACCCGAUCCCAUGCCGCCUGGUAGCGUGCAAAAUGGCGAUCAACGGAUGUCGGCCACGGGUUAUGAAGAGACUGAACUCACUUAUAACAUUGCCGCUGCUGCAGAUGAGGAACAGCAACAGAAAGUUGACCAUGUCGGGGAGGAAAGUGGCGAAGGUGAGGAGGAGUCUGAGGAAGGCGAUCGGGAUUUUUCGACCUCCCUCAAUGAAGAGGAGGAAAUCGAACCUCCACCUUCAUCCAUAGCCAAACCACCAAGGAUUCAUCCCAAACUGGCCUUCAAAGCCCAAGCCCUAGCCUCAAGUAAAGGCAAGGGAAUGGGUAAACGGGUAAGUGCUGCCAAUUUUCAACAAAUUACGGGGGAAGCUCCUAAGAGCAUCAUGGGCCAACCUCCUCCGCCUCCACAACCAUCCGUCGCUCAUCAUGGAACCCAUCCGAUUGGUUUUGUACCUACCAAUCCCAGUGCUUCCAUUUCGUCCAGCUCUUCCAUAAGGUCUGUGAAUGAGCCACAAUUAGGGAACCUCAUAAUGAUGAUCCCCGGUCCUACGACAACCACAACAGUCACAAAUAUGGCUUCCCAGUCGAGUUCUAGGGUGAACAGCCUCCCACCUGAGGUCAAAUUACAAUUGAUCAAUACCGGUCACAUGGUCACCCCUGAAGGAACCCUGAUCCGGAUUCCGGUCCCUUUGACCACUCACGGACCAAUCUCCAUGGUAGUGCCUCAACAACGAAUGACCAAUGACCCAACCAUGACUACAGCCAUCCAGAGAUUUCCAUUGAAGAAGCCUCCGUAGAAACAGAAAAUAGUGCAAAGCUUGAAUUUUCAUCAUAUAAACCAUUCGGGCUUAUGCUCUCUGCUAACUCUUCGGUACUCUUUUCAAUACAAACACGCAACCUCAAA
Messenger RNA from Tigriopus californicus, 2354 nucleotides. Its product is annotated as serum response factor homolog. Lineage: Eukaryota; Metazoa; Arthropoda; Copepoda; Harpacticoida; Harpacticidae. Gene Ontology annotation, biological process: positive regulation of transcription by RNA polymerase II. Gene Ontology annotation, molecular function: protein dimerization activity; RNA polymerase II cis-regulatory region sequence-specific DNA binding; DNA-binding transcription factor activity, RNA polymerase II-specific. The record is from RefSeq and is a predicted model, not a curated record. The coding region runs from base 856 to 2247 and encodes 463 amino acids. The transcript is spliced from 5 exons.